Messenger RNA from Rhopilema esculentum, 2052 nucleotides. Its product is annotated as A-type voltage-gated potassium channel KCND2. Gene Ontology annotation, cellular component: membrane; voltage-gated potassium channel complex. The record is from RefSeq and is a predicted model, not a curated record. Gene Ontology annotation, biological process: potassium ion transmembrane transport; action potential; protein homooligomerization. Gene Ontology annotation, molecular function: voltage-gated potassium channel activity; protein binding. NCBI's taxonomy places the organism in Eukaryota, Metazoa, Cnidaria, Scyphozoa, Rhizostomeae, Rhizostomatidae.
CGCAAGAGUUUGAUUUAUCGAAAAAAUUGACCAACCAGUGAAUGUGACUCUACCCAGACGCAUGUUGAUUGACAGAUGGUUUAUGCCGCGUUAAUAUAUGUCGGUUGCUUUUAAAUCUUCUGCAAAAGCAACAAGAAGCAUAAUCGAAAUGAUUCAGUAAGCUUUCUUCCUCAAGAAAACGAAGAAAAAAUUGUUGCGAGAUCUGUAAGGCCUAUUCAAUUCUUCAUUGAAAGAGUAUCUUAGACAAAAUACGGCAUAUUGCUUACAGAACCAGCUAGGGAUUUCAAUGAAGUUCCUUGUGGCCGUUUAGAGAAGAAACUAUGUACUCAUCAGAUAGUGCCAAUCGCAUCUGCAGUUCAAACAAGCUCGUGUCGAACAAUUCAUUUUUUCGUUGUUGCAGUAAGCCAUCAGUGCUUGUCGACCCAGUGACAUUCAUGAACGGGCGAAGACUCACAUUAAACGUGAGUGGAUGCAGAUUUCGUAUAAACGAAUAUUACCUUAAGCAGUAUCCAGAAACGCUCUUGGGUUGCCCGGAUCGUGAAAGAUAUUAUGAUCAUACCCAAAAAGAAUACUUCUUUGACCGUGAUCCACAUAUCUUCAGGCACAUCUUUAAUUUCUACAAAUCUGGAAAGCUGCAUUACUCAACUCAAGACUGCCACGAGUCCUUCAUUGAUGAACUGAAGUUUUUUCGUAUGAAAAUUGCCGAUGUCAGCGCUUGUUGUUGCGAUUCCCUGAUCGAUCAUUGCUCAUUUGUCCCUGUCAAAAAUGAAUCCAAAAGCGUGGAGGAAACGACAGAAGACAAUCCAAGAGCACCAGUGACAAUCAGAGAAAAGGUUUGGUUGUUUGUCGAAGAUCCCCAGUCAUCAUUAGCAGCGAAGGUGUGUUACUAUUUUAGCUGUGCAGUGAUCAUAAUCAGUGUUGCUGUAAACACAUGGGAAACAGUUCCUGUGGGAAAUGGCAAAACAUAUGGAGAAAUGUACCCCAAAGUUUUCUUCGCUAUCGAUUCGGCAUGUGUCACAGUUUUUACAACUGAAUAUAUCAUACGUCUGUACGCGGCACCCAGUCGUUGGAGGCAUGCAAAACAAGUCAUGACAAUGAUUGACCUUGCUGCAAUCCUUCCAUACUUCGUUGAUUUGUCCAUGAAGAUAUUCUCUCAAGGAUCUAGUGGCAGCCUUCCAGUUGUCAAUGCCUUAGUCAUGCUACGUGUUUUGAGGAUCUUCCGUAUCUUCAAACUUGCUCGUCAUUCAAAGAGACUUCGAGCGUUAAGCGAUUCCAUACGAAAGUCAGCCUCUGAGUUAGGCUUUAUUUUGUUUACAUACCUCAUCGUUGUUGUCCUGUUUGCAAGCGUUCUGUAUUAUGCAGAGCGUGGUGACGAACAUACCCGUUUCGAUGAUAUUCCCCAAUCAAUGUGGUACACAGUUGUUACUACAACAACAUUAGGAUAUGGUGACAUAGUACCAUCAACAAUUCAGGGAAAAUUGGUUGGCAGUCUGUGCUGUUUAAUGGGUGUCUUAGUUAUAGCGUUGCCGGUCCCUAUUAUCCAAAUGAAGACAAAAUCUUUGGCAAAGGAUUGAAAAAUACUUGCUUUUGACAAGUUCAAAAAAUAAACAAAGAUGUGGAAAAACACAAGCAGGCUUCUUAUGUCGAGAGGGUGUCUCUUCUGGGCAAUGAAAAAUUCAUACCUUGGAUUAACGGGAAAUUUUGUGAGUAAGUUGUCACACGAUUCUAAAAUAUCAAAACACUUCGGUGAAAUGUAAAUGCUAUCCAUUUAUCUAAAAAGGCAAUUCUAUGUAUAGAGUAAAGUAAACAUAAGACAAAAAAAUUAUCAAAGAAAAUAUAAAAAUAUUUGCACAUUAAAGAAUUUGUUAAUAGUUUUGCUUAUUAUCUGCUAAUUAUUUUAGCACCGUGUAAUCGAUGUUGCUAUCUGAAGUGUCUUCACAAAUUAUUGUCUUUAUCUCACGUUUGCGACUUAUCAAUUAAAAUAAAAAAUGCAGCAUAUCUUUUAUUUUUAACUGAAUGGUUAAAUUUUCUCUUAAGCUUCUUGGUAUCGGU